ACGCAACCGUUGUGAAUUUGGCUUCAAAAUUUUUGCGGAACGCGCCGAGAGCGCCGUCCGGAAUUCCGGAGUUUUUGCACGUUGGCAGGGAAGAAGAACAUUUUGUGUGUGUGUGUGUGUGCGUGAGGUGAGGUGAUUCGCACAAGAUCUUUUGGAUUCUUCGAAUCUCUAUUGUGUGAUCGGUAAAAACUUGCAGAAAAAAGAUCGGGCGAACAAUAAGGGUAAAUACGUGCGUUCUCUCUCUCACACAGACACAUUUUUUAGGUUAGGUUAAGGUAACGGGGAGUAUUCCGAGAUAGUAUUUUACGUGGACGGACGUUCUCUGGAAUUUGGGAUCGACAAAAAAAAAGUCAAGUCCGAAGUGGUAUAUCGGUUACAUACUUUGUUGUAACUUAAUCAACAUAUUGCAAUUUAAAUUUGAUACACUUAGGCGAUCUGUGAUACCGAUCAUUGCUUUGCAGUUUUAUUUGCUCGGAACGAUCAGACCCCGAGAUAAGAUUCCUGCUCGCUUAUCGGUAUAUUUUUUUCGCAUCAUCGGUAUCGUCGUCACAUUGCGUGAAAUUUUGUAAUAUCGUGCAAUGGCCACCUGGGACGGUUCGUGCCCGGAGGAUCCAAAUAUCCUCGUGUACUCCAAUCGGAACACAUCUGGCAACGCUGCGAACAACUGGCCACAGUUCGCCAGCAAUAUCGCUUGUCUGCGGAACGUGCCCGCGGAUAGCUAUUACACAAGAAACGGCAAUCGGUAUCCACAUCAAGAACAGACCGGAACUACCAUCGCGUUUUAUCAGCAGCACUCGAACGCGAUGAUGUCUUUGGAUCAUAGCCGUCGUCAGGACCAUUUACUGCCAAACGUCGCGUCUAUCGACGACGCGCAAAUGUCGAGCAACAAUUUCCAACACUCCACGAGUGACAUGCCUUCGACAUCUCUGCACAACGUGUCUUCUUCCGGUGACAAUUACAAUAAGUCAAAAUGGACAAACAAUUCGGCGAUCAGCAAGCAUAUUCCAGGUUCCGAGAACAAUAGUGUCUUGUUUGACAUAGUGGAGAAUUCAAAUUUGCAUGCCUCAGCCAGUGAAUUUGUGCCGAACGAUAUCAAACCGAGAAAAGAAAAAUUUAACAAAAGGAAUAGGUAUAAUAAUAAUAACGUAGUGGAUAAUACUUCCGAUAAUACUGGUAGACAAAACUUCAGAUCUUCUAAAUCGUUUCCCAAGAACGCGUACUUGUCAGAUAACAGAUACAAGAACAAUUAUAACAACAGUAACAAGUUUUACUCUUCCGCUAAGAAGGAUGUGAAUUACAAACAGAAGAAUUUUCAAGACCCACAGAUUCCACCUACAAGAUCCAGCUACAGAGAUAAUCAAAGAACUCCCAACGCAAGGAAUUUCAACAAAUUUCAAAACAGCAGAUAUUACAACAACAGAAAGCAUCAGUCAAACUCUUCUCUUGCGGAACAGAAUUCUUUCGAUGAGAAUUUUACAUCAACAUUCGCAGAUACGUCAAAUACUCAAGAUAACACAUCUAGGUCUUCUAACAAAGAUGUUCGAGAGAACAAUUCAUCUUCGAGCGCGAAACAUAACGCAAAUGAAGAGAGGACACUUGUGCAUCAGAUUAAUAAUCAUUCUAAAAACGCGUUAUCGGAUAUUUCUGAUGUACAGCAAAAUAAAUCUAAGCGAUUAUCUUCUAAUGGAUCUAAUUAUUACAAGUACAAUUUUAAUGAUACACAAACCGAAUUCGGCCCUAAAUAUAGAACGGCAGCAGCUUCGAUGAAAUGCGCGUAUAGAAGAAACAAUGAGGCAAAUCAGAAGGAGACACAAGUAGAUAACUGGAGAAGUAGAACAGAGAAAGAUGAGACGGCACAAGCGCAAAGAAAAACUCCCAAGAAAAAAUAUGAAAAUGAUAAUCAUGUGAGUCAAAGAGAGAGAUUAAUGGAACAGUUGAACAAAGGAACGUUGGAGUGUCUAGUUUGUUACGAGCAUGUCAAACAAACCGAUUAUGUUUGGUCCUGUUGUAAUUGUUAUCAUGUGUUGCAUCUGAAAUGCAUCAAGAAGUGGGCAAGAUCCUCACAGAGUGAUAACGGUUGGAAGUGUCCGGCUUGUCGGGACGUCAGCAUACAAGUUCCUGAAGAUUACUUUUGCUUUUGUGGAAAGAUGAAGAUACCGCAGUGGAAUCGCAGAGAUGUGGCGCAUACAUGCGGCGGGACUUGCGGUCGAAAACUAACAAAAAAUUGCAAUCAUAAAUGCACUUUGCUUUGCCAUCCUGGCUCAUGUCCGCAGUGCGAGGCAAUGGUGACCAAGUAUUGCGGCUGUGGAAGAACAUCGCAGAUGCUUCUGUGUAGCACCCAACAGCUGUUAUUGUGCGACUCGAUAUGCAACAAGGUUCUGUCGUGCGGCAAACAUUUCUGCCAGAAAAAAUGCCAUCAUGGAGAGUGCGAACCUUGCGACAAAACUGUACAACAAACUUGCUUUUGUGGAAAAAAAACACAAGAAGUGCCUUGUCGAGCCAACGUCACGGAUAUGUUUUGCUGUGACAAUGUUUGUAACAAACCGUUGGACUGCGGUAAACAUUAUUGCCAAAAAGUCUGUCAUUUGGAGCCUUGCGAAUUUUGCAGCUUGGCACCAGAAAAAGUUACCGUGUGUUGCUGCGGUCAAACACCUUUAACAGAAAAAAGAGAGAGCUGUUUAGAUCCUGUGCCUACUUGCAACAAAAUCUGUUCCAAGCCUCUGGCUUGCGGUCGGCCUAGUAAUCCGCAUACCUGUAAGAUGCGAUGUCACACUGGCGAUUGUCCCGAGUGCGAUCUAACUACGGAAGUUAAAUGCCGAUGCGGUAAUAUGAAUCGCGAGAUUCCUUGCCGAGACUUGACGAGCAAAGCCGACGACGCGCGUUGCGCGAAGCGUUGCAAGAAGAAGAGAUCCUGCGGCAAGCAUAACUGCAAUCAGCUGUGUUGUAUCGAUAUCGAGCAUAUUUGUCCGUUACCGUGCUCAAAGACCUUGAGUUGCGGUCGUCACAAGUGUCAGGAAAGAUGUCACAUAGGACGAUGUCCUCCCUGUUUACAGAGCAGUUUCGACGAAUUGUACUGCGAGUGCGGCGCUGAGGUGAUCUACCCGCCAGUACCGUGCGGCACAAGAAGACCCGUUUGCAAUCGACCUUGUUCACGUCCACAUUCCUGCGCUCAUGAGGUGUUGCAUAAUUGUCACAGCGAACUUACUUGUCCACCUUGCACCGUUCUGACUCAGAGAUGGUGCCACGGUAAACACGAGCUCAGAAAAGCCGUACCGUGUCAUGUGACCGAGCUCUCAUGUGGUCUGCCUUGCAACAAACAGCUGUCUUGCGGACGUCACAAAUGCAUCAGAAUGUGCCACGCUGGAUCGUGCGAAUCAUCUGGACAACAAUGCAUGCAACCUUGCGCUAUAAAGAGAGAACUAUGCGGGCAUAUCUGCGGUGCUCCGUGCCACGAAGGCAAGUGUCCGGAGUUGCCGUGUAAAGAAGUGGUUAAGGUUACGUGUCAGUGUGGACAUAGGACUUCGAGUCGUGUCUGCAAUGAGAAUGCGCAGGAAUAUAUGAAGAUAAUGAGCGUCCUGGUGGCUAGCAAAAUGAAGGACAUGCAGCUUGGCCAUUCGAUUGACCUGGAAGAAGUGUACGGUCAGAAUGCAAAGAAGCAGAAUCAGCUAAAGACUUUGGAGUGCAACGACGAGUGCAAAACGAUCGAGAGAAACAGAAGACUCGCUUUAGGACUGCAGAUCGUCAAUCCAGAUUUGAGCGGCAAAUUGAUGCCCCGAUAUACCGAUUACUUGAAACAGUGGGCCAAGAGAGAUCCGUUCUUCUGUCAAAUGGUUCAUGACAAACUGACGGAAUUGGUGCAGUUAGCGAAAACUUCUAAGCAGAAAUCCCGAAGUUAUUCGUUCGAGGUUAUGAAUCGUGAAAAGCGCCAUUUUGUUCACGAGUUGUGUCAGCACUUUGGCUGCGAAAGUCAAGCUUACGACGAGGAACCGAAGAGAAAUGUCGUUGCCACUGCCGUAAGAGAUAAGUGUUGGUUACCGAGUUAUAGCUUGCUGGAGAUAGUUCAGAGGGAGAAGGGGCAAAGAAAAGUUCCAGGACCGGUGCUAAACACUUCGAUAGGAAAUAGCUCCACGAAGACUGUUCUUUCGUUACCUGCGAAACAAGGUCAACAAUCGAUGUCAACAAGUGUAAAAACCCCUGACAAAGAAAUCGAUUAUUUUGAAUAUCAAGGAUAAAUCGGUUACUCGUCGCUGACAUGUAAAAAAAAAACAGGUUAUAUAAAAUGGUAAUGUGUGUGUGUGUGUAUAGUAUCGCGAAUGACUCACCUUAUAUAUGUACAACUCAUUACGUACUUGUAAUUUAUAACAUCGAUAAUUUAAAAAAAAA
Molecule: messenger RNA, 4383 nt
Organism: Pseudomyrmex gracilis
Lineage: Eukaryota; Metazoa; Arthropoda; Insecta; Hymenoptera; Formicidae
Gene: stc
Product: protein shuttle craft
Exons: 9
Coding region: 579-4232 (1217 amino acids)
Biological process (GO): negative regulation of transcription by RNA polymerase II
Cellular component (GO): nucleus
Molecular function (GO): DNA-binding transcription factor activity, RNA polymerase II-specific; zinc ion binding; RNA polymerase II transcription regulatory region sequence-specific DNA binding
Source: RefSeq, a predicted model, not a curated record